CUCUCUCCUCUUUGUACUCAUCUCUCCGCCUACCCUCACAGUCCCCAUAGUAACUACUGAGAUCAUCUUAGCAACGCACAGAAGGAGACUAAGCACCCAUCCGAGGAAAGCGUCUGGACACUACAGGUCUUGAGCUAAAUGCGUUCAUUUUACAAUUAAGUGUUUGCCUUCAUUCGUCGAUUGCCUAUAGAAUUCGGGUUGCCUGAUAACGCGAAAUUACUAGAACACAAGGGACGCUGACUGGUUUGAGGAUUUUUGUUUGGAUUUUUUGGCUAAGAUGAAGUUCGUUGUUGUCCUGGUGGCCGCCGGGGUUCUGGCCUUUCUCGGCGCAGCCAUUUGUAUAAUUGCCGGUGUUUACUCACGUUCGUCGCCUGCUGCACCUCAAGCUCUAGCUGACAACCGAUCUUUGUCCACGGAAUCUCUUUUACAGCCACUCUCCCCUGGAUCCGUGGCGCAUGCGGGCCCUCUGGGAGCUCUCCACGGUUCUGAAUCAUACGAAGGAGGGGGCCUGGGCCUUGGUAUGGAGGUUCCUACACUGAACGAGCUUAGCCCUGGAGAGGUGACUGGUGAGAACCGCAAACAAUUUACCUUCAGUCGGCUUAUUUGUACACCAAUUCCAGUCGGAGAUUGUAAAUCGAAAGGCUUUAACCAACAAGCCGACGACCCCUACGCAGAUGACGAGUGGAACUAUCUCAGAACCACUGCUGAAGAGCUACGGCAAACUGUCAUGCAGCAAAAUGAUCUGAUAGAAAGUGACCAGAGAACCAUAGGGGAAUUGACUGGAAAGCUUUCAGAAUGCGAAAGUGGACUAGAGGACAGCAGCAUCUCCGAGAGGAGCGUGGGGGUCUGGGCGGGUAACCGCCGCUUGAUGGCCGGGGAUGACGUGAGCGCAUCGGCUGCAGCACAACUGCAAACCGCCCGGGCUGUAGAGGAACUGGAGAAAGCCAUUCUCCAGCUAAAAGAUCGCAUUGAAAAGCUCGAGGCAGAAAUAGGGCCAGCGGUCCAGAACCACACAGACGUGGGCACCAAGGGCUUUAUCAAGGCCAGCGGCAAGCCCAGCUGGCGUGUGGAGGACCUGGAGGGGGAGCUGGAGAAGAAGAUGGAGCUCCUGGAGAAGGAGAGGAAGGCCUUGCGAAAGGAGACCCAGGGCCACCACAAGGAGAUCGACGAGGGACUGAACACCCUCCACAACCGCAUCGCCGAGCUGGAGCAGAGUCUUACAGACUACAGCUACCCAGAGGGCUAUAAACUGUCAUUCCCAGUACGUACCAACUACAUGUAUGGGAUGGUCAGAAAGGUCAUUCCUGAGAUGUACGCAUUCACAGCCUGCAUGUGGCUGAAGCACACAGAGGGGGGCAUCGGCACUCCUUUCUCCUACGCUGUCCCAGAACAGCCCAACGAGCUGGUGCUGCUCCAAGGGAUCCACAACCCUGUUGAGCUGCUCAUCAACGACAAGGUGGCACAGCUGCCCCUGUCCCUCCCUGUAGGCCUCUGGCAGCACAUCUGUAUCAGCUGGACUUUACGGGAUGGCGUGUGGCAGGCCUACCAAGGAGGCAAGCUGAAGGGCCAGGGUGAAGGUCUAGCUGCCUGGCAUCCUAUCAGACCUGGGGGUGUUCUCAUCUUGGGGCAGGAGCAGGAUACCCUUGGCGGCCGGUUCGAUGCGUCUCAGGCGCUGGUCGGGGAACUGUCCAAGUUCAACCUGUGGGACCGAGUGCUGACCCCCACAGAGGUGUCCAGCCUGGCCAGCUGCAGUGGCACAGCCAAGCUCGGAAACGUGUCCCCAUGGACAGACCGAGACGUUGACGCUUUCGGAGGAGCCACCAAAGAGCCAGUGGACCCCUGUGCCCGAGGCUCAGGGCCACAGCAGUAGGAAGGGGAGGCCCCAUGGGGGUGGGGGGGUGCUGGGAAGAUGUUUCGAUAUUCACCACAGUAGACCAACAACUGGUAAUGACCUUACGAGAGCAUUGCUGUGUGUCGUAUCUCAGUCUCCACACUGACAGUCUUUCUAGCACAGUCAUACUGAUGUGCAGAGUAGUCAUCUCACCCUAGUGGUGUUUUAAAGGGUGAUGGGUGAAGCCUGGUCGCAGCUUGGUGUAAUUACUCAGUGCGUUGGCGAGGGGGACGGCCAGGUCUGGGCUGCUGAGCACUGAGAAGGUUCAUCUAGUCUGCUGCUUGUACUGUUCUCUACAGGUUUCCUGUGUGAUAGUUGCCAUUUUAAGUGUUGCUACAGUGCGUUUUUUGCAUACACAGCAAAAUAAUGGAAAUCAAAAUGUGUGUGUGUGUGUGUGUGUGUGUGUGUGUGUGUGUGUAUGUGUGUGUGUGUGUGUGUGUUUGUGUGUGUGUAUGUGUGUGUGUGUGUUUGUGUGUGUGUAUGUGUGUGUGUGUGUGUGUGUGUGUGUGUGUGUGUGUGUGUGUGUGUGUGUGUGAAUGUGUGCGUGCUUGCGUGUGCCUGUGUGUACGUGUGUGUCUCAACUCAUAUUUAACCAUAGGUCAUUGCCAUAACUGGUUUGAGCACCAUAUUAUAAUGUGCAUCUUGUAUGUGUAAAGCUUCUGUCACAGUCUCACAAGCUUGUGUUGGUUGUACUCGCUGGUUUGCAGAUAUUGUGGCUGUGAUGUGUUGUGAUUAGGUCAAGGCUAUUCCAACAGUAAGCAAGCUUGGGCAGUGUUGUAAUAAACUUGUAAUGAGCCGCCCUCUAUAGGUCCUGGGUAUGCCCAGGAACAUGUCGAUUGUGCUGGUAAUGUUACGUAACUGAAUGGCACUCAGAAAAAAUCAAUGUACGUACAUGUUUGUUAUCUAAGGUAAUGCAGGCUUAUCAAGACAAUAGGCCCUCAGUACACAUGGAUGAUUCCACCUAAUCUCAUCAAUCAGCCAUCCAUUACCUUCGGUUAGUCCCCAGCAAAAGCCAAAUUGUAUUUAUUACCUUGAAUGUACAAACAAUAAGAAUGAAAAGAAAAGUGUGUGAGAGGAGACUAAGCCCUUACACGUGUGUAUUUAACGAUGUUUUGGCUGCUAACUCUCAGCCAUGCCUCACAAAUUAUAUUACGAAUGGUUGUAAAGUGCCUGAAAAUAGCCCAAAAUCUUUGAUUUUCUUUUUUCUAUCGCUAUGGGUCAUGGUGUUGAUAACAUGUGAUGUCAUUGUUGAGCUUGUUCAGUUGCACCUCCAUGGAUCUUCGAUAAAAUUGUAAACUGUGGAUAAAAAAGAAAUAAAAU
Alosa sapidissima (American shad) is the source of this 3211-nucleotide messenger RNA. RefSeq names its product neuronal pentraxin receptor b (gene nptxrb). Bases 278 to 1870 code for a protein of 530 amino acids. Lineage: Eukaryota; Metazoa; Chordata; Actinopteri; Clupeiformes; Clupeidae. The record is from RefSeq and is a predicted model, not a curated record. The transcript is spliced from 5 exons.